This is a messenger RNA of Pundamilia nyererei, 2002 nucleotides long. It is a transcript of the gene sgpl1, whose product is annotated as sphingosine-1-phosphate lyase 1. The transcript is spliced from 14 exons. Gene Ontology annotation, cellular component: endoplasmic reticulum. Gene Ontology annotation, molecular function: sphinganine-1-phosphate aldolase activity; pyridoxal phosphate binding. NCBI's taxonomy places the organism in Eukaryota, Metazoa, Chordata, Actinopteri, Cichliformes, Cichlidae. Gene Ontology annotation, biological process: carboxylic acid metabolic process; sphingolipid catabolic process. Bases 185 to 1882 code for a protein of 565 amino acids. The record is from RefSeq and is a predicted model, not a curated record.
GCAGACCGCGUGCAGUUAUACGCGAGUGUAUUUGUGACUUCCUCAAUCAGGGUUAGCUUGCAGCUGUGUUUGGUAGUAGCAUGUAGAUGAGAGUAGAGGACUCAUAGCAAAGGCUGCUGGAGGUGACUUCCCCGAGAAGCAGGCUAAAUAAAGGGAACUUUCGGUGACAGUUUGCCUCGAGAACAUGGACUACUGGAGUGCCUUGGAGGUGUAUAAGGAGAUGGUGCUGCUGUAUUUGGAGGAGGGCCGGCAGCAGGUGAACUCGCGCUGCGCCCAUCUGGAGCCGUGGCAGAUCAUCGGAGUGACAGUGAUCACCACAGUGGGAGCACUAUGGGUCAAAGGCUUCCUCUUCCAGCAAGAAAGUCUGACAUCACGAAUCAAGAAGCAGUGCUUUAGACUCAUCAGAAAAAUACCCUUCGUUGGCGGGGCAAUCCAGAGCCAGCUGAACAAGGCUUUGGAUGACAUGUCUGCUAGUCUAUUUACCCUCAAGGAGGGGAUGAGCUACACCACAGAGCUUCCCUCCAAAGGUCUCUCUCAGGCCAAAGUAAUGGAGAAAAUCAAGGAGUACGACACCCUGAAUGAGGUGAAGUGGGAUAAGGGAUUGGUUUCUGGGGCAGUGUACUGGGGCGAUGAGUCACUGACCAACCUCCUUGUGAAGGUAUAUGGGGAUUUUGCAUGGAGCAAUCCACUCCACCCAGACAUUUUUCCUGGCGUACGGAAGAUGGAAGCAGAGGUUGUCAGAAUGGCUUGCACACUCUUCCAUGGUGGGCCUAACUCCUGUGGCACAGUCACUUCAGGAGGAACCGAGAGCAUACUGAUGGCCUGCAAAGCAUACAGAGACAUCGCAUACGAGCGAGGCGUCAAACACCCUGAAAUCCUUGCACCUGUGAGCGUCCACGCAGCUUUUGACAAAGCGGCACAUUAUUUUGGGAUGAAGCUGGUUCACAUUCCUCUCGACAAGAAAACUAUGAAAGUGGAUGUGAAGGCCAUGAGGAGAGCCAUCAGCAAGAACACAGCCAUGCUUGUCUGCUCAGCUCCCCAGUUUCCUCAUGGAAUCAUAGAUCCCAUUGAGGAAGUAGCCAAGCUGGCUGUACGCUACAACAUCCCGAUGCAUGUGGAUGCCUGUCUGGGUGGUUUUCUUAUUGUGUUCAUGGCCAAGGCUGGUUACCCACUCGCCCCAUUUGACUUCAGGGUAAAAGGUGUUACCAGCAUGUGUUACGUUUCUCUCCAGUAUGGCUACGCCCCCAAAGGUUCCUCAGUGAUCCUCUACAGUGAUAAAAAGUACCGUCAGUACCAAUACUUUGUAGCUGCUGACUGGCAAGGGGGGAUCUAUGCCUCACCCUCUAUAGCGGGCUCCAGGCCAGGAGGAAUCAUCGCCGCCUGCUGGGCGACCAUGAUGUAUAUGGGAGAGAACGGCUACGUAGACGCCACCAAGAAGAUCGUCAGCACAGCUCACAAGAUCAAAACAGAAAUCCGCAAGAUUAAAGGGGUGUUUGUGUUUGGGGAUCCGGAGGUGUCGGUGGUGGCCAUCGGCUCGGAUGAUUUUGAUAUUUUCCGUCUGUCUAACGCACUGACGUCAAAGGGCUGGAAUCUGAACACAUUGCAGUACCCGUCCAGCAUCCACAUUUGCUGCACAGUUUUGCACACUCAGCCAGGGGUCGCUGAUCACUUUAUUCGUGAUGUCAAAGAGCAGGUCGCCAUCAUCAUGAAGAACCCCAAAGAGAAAACUACAGGAAUGGGAGCGAUCUACGGCAUGGCCCAGGCCAUCCCAGAUAGAUCCCUGGUCACGGAGAUCUCCCGAGGUUUCUUGGACUGUCUCUACAGCACUGAGGUGACCAAGUCAAACAUCAGCCACAUGAAUGGCAACGGCAAAGCCCACUGAAAAGGGAUUGGUCCUUCCUGGCCCGACAACACUGCAUGCAGGGAAACGCUCUCGCCUCCUCCCAGAGCUCUGAUUUUUAAAUCGUUCAACGGUUGCCUUAUCUUGCAUACCUGCACCAUA